Parathielavia appendiculata is the source of this 2637-nucleotide messenger RNA. RefSeq names its product S-adenosyl-L-methionine-dependent methyltransferase. Gene Ontology annotation, molecular function: tRNA (cytidine-N5)-methyltransferase activity; tRNA binding. The transcript has 2 exons. Gene Ontology annotation, biological process: tRNA methylation. Lineage: Eukaryota; Fungi; Ascomycota; Sordariomycetes; Sordariales; Chaetomiaceae. The record is from RefSeq and is a predicted model, not a curated record. Gene Ontology annotation, cellular component: nucleus; cytoplasm. The coding region runs from base 1 to 2637 and encodes 878 amino acids.
AUGGGCCGCGGAAAAAAGGGACACCGAGGCGGCCGCGGCGGCGGCCGUGGAGGCCGUGACCGUGACAACAAACGCGGAGGUCAUCGCCCUUACGAGACGUGGCCGACGGUGAAGAAGGAGAACAAGAGACUCGAGGAGUACUAUAACGCCCUGGUCGAUCUGCCCGAGGACGAAAGAGCCGAGUUCUGGGCCGCGCUGAGAAGAGAGUUGCCCAAUAGCUUCCGCUUCUGCGGCUCCAAAGGCCACGCCCUCGCCGUCAAGCGCCUGCUCCAGACGAGAUACAUUCCCGAGAUCACCAGAAUCACUCACGAAGGGGUCACCGUCGAAGCUCCAAAGCCUGUUCCCUGGUACCCUGAUGGGCUCGCCUGGUCCAUGACCACCCCGAAGAAUGUCAUUCGCAAGUUCCCUCCCUUCGCCGCCUUCCAGAAAUUCCUUGUCUCCGAGACCAGCGUCGGCAACAUCAGCAGGCAAGAGGUUGUGAGCAUGAUUCCGCCUCUGCUUAUGGACGUCAAGCCCGGCAUGACCGUUCUCGAUCUGUGCGCCGCUCCCGGCAGCAAGGCAGCCCAGCUGCUCGAAAUGAUCCAUCGCGGCGAGGAGGCCCGGAUUCGACAGGUUAUCCGGACCUUUUCUGGCGAUGAGGUCAAGUCCGAGGAUGCUUUGGAAGAGGAGGCUGCCCGGCUCGAGGCCGACCCAAGCGACGACGGAAGAGCCACCGGCCUGCUCAUCGCCAAUGACGCCGACUACAAGCGGAGCCACAUGUUGAUCCAUCAAUUGAAGCGCCUGUCCUCGCCCAACAUGAUCGUCACAAACCAGGAUGCUACCAUGUAUCCGCCUCUCAGGAUACCGAACCCCGAGAACCCGUCCAAGCCCAACUACCUCAAGUUCGACCGCAUUUUGGCCGACGUCCCCUGCUCGGGUGACGGCACUCUCCGUAAGAACGUCAAUUUGUGGAAGGACUGGACCCCGGGUAAUGCCUUGGGUCUGCACCUCACACAAGUCAGGAUCCUCGUGCGUGCCUUGCAGAUGCUCAAACCCGGCGGUCGCGUUGUCUACUCGACCUGCAGCAUGAACCCUGUUGAGAACGAGGCUGUUGUGGCCGCCGCCAUCGAGCGCUGCGGAGGACCCGAAAAGAUCGAGAUUAUCGACUGCAGCGACCAACUCCCUCUGCUCAAGCGGAAACCGGGUCUGAGGAAGUGGCAGAUUAUGGACAAGUCUGCUCGCCUGUGGAACUCGUGGGACGAGGUAGAGGAGUACACAAAGUCCACCGGGGAUGGCAUUGCCCCGGGCCGUCUGGUUGAAACAAUGUUCCCCCGGCCUGCCGGAAGUGACUGCGCUGAUCUUCCGCUCGAGCGGUGCAUGCGCGUGUACGCUCACCAGCAGGAUACCGGCGGUUUCUUUAUCACCGCGCUGCACAAAAACGCCGAGUUCAAGGCGAAGCCCGAGGAAAACAGGAAACAGCCCGUUCAGACCAAGGCCAACGGCAAUGUCAACGCGGGCAAGCGGCCCCUGGAGGAGGAGGCCAAGGAGGAGGCCGGCGUGAAGAAGUUGAGGCUGUCGGAGGAGCCCAUCAAGGAGGAACGCAUCAAAGAGGAGCCAAUGGAGGAGGAGGUCGCUCCGACCGAAGCUCCCGCAGAGGUCAAGACCGAAGUCGAGGUUAAAGUUAAGCUCGAGGAUGUCGAGAGCCCCGUUAACGGCGAUGCCGUUAAGGAAGACGCUCCGGCGCCAACAGACUCAACCUUUGCCACCCCUUCCGCAGCCACCCCUGCUGCCACAGCCCAAGAGCAACAGCCAGAACCCAAGAUCAAACCCAAUGGCCCGUACGAAGAACCGUUCAAAUUCCUCCCCUCGGAACACGAAGUUAUCAAGAACGUGGCCGAAUUCUACAAGAUCUCCCCGCGCUUCCCGUCGGACCGGUACAUGGUGCGCAAUGCCCUCGGUGAGCCGGCAAAGGCCAUCUACUACACGUCGGCGCUCGUCCGCGACAUCCUCGUCCUCAACGAAGGCCGUGGUGUCAAGUUUGUGCACGGCGGCGUCAAGAUGUUCGUCAAGCAGGACGCGCCGUCGGCCGAGGUCUGCCGCUGGCGCAUCCAGAGCGAGGGCAUGCCCAUCCUGCACGGCUACGUCGGCCCGGAGCGGGUCGUUGUGCUCAGGAAGAAGGAAACGCUCAGGAAGCUGCUGGUCGAGAUGUUCCCCAAGAUUGCCGGCGACGACUGGAAGAGGAUGGACGAGAUUGGCGAGCGGGUGAGGGAUUUGGCGCUGGGGUGCUGUGUGCUGAGGGUGGAGCCCGAGGGAGGGGAUGAGGAUUUUGCCGAGCACAUGGCCCUGCCGCUGUGGAAGAGCUUCCAGAGUCUGAAUCUGAUGCUGCCGAAGGAGGAUCGCACAGCGAUGCUGUUGCGUAUCUAUAAUGAUACCACACCCUUGAUUAACAUGGGCAUUCAGCGGGAUGGGAAGGAGACGAAGAAGGCAGAGGAGGGCAAAGAUGCUGAGAUGGAGGAUGCGGCUGCUGCUGCUGCUGAGGGGCAGCAGACUGAUGCCGCCGACGUCGAGGUCUUGGAUGCGCCUGCUGCCGAGGUGGAGACGGCGGUGACAGAUGAUCAGGGUGAGGUUACCGCUGCUGCGGGAGACGCCAACGCCUAG